AUGGCCGUUGUGCUGGCAGCUGCCUGCCUGGCCUCCGUGGCCACUGUUGUCCUGGGCUACCUCUGCAGCUCCGGAAGCCUGCGGAUCGUCGUCUGGGCCGCGGGGAGUUACCGGCUGCUGCCUGGGUGGAUCCGCGCAGCUGUCGGCCAGCACGUGGACAGCCUCCAGGAGCUGCAGAGGCAGCUCACGGGCGACGAGCUGGAGCGCCGGCUCGGCGCCUUCUGGGCGAGGGUACCCGACGCCAUCGAGGCGGCGCACCUUGAGCUGUGCGAGCGCGAGGCGCUGCGGGGGGCGCGGCCCGCGCGGGCGGUCCAGCUGGCGGCGCUCGCGGCCCUGCCGCUGGCGCUCGGCGGGCCGCGAGGGCACGGGCGCUGGCACGCCCGCCGCCCCGACGAGGCGCUGUGGGGGCCGCUGCACAGGGCCAGCGCGUUCGCCCCGGCGGCGCGGGGCAGACUCGCCGGGGGCCCGGGCGCGGCCGUGCGCUGCGCUGCCGGCUUCGGGACGGCGGCGGCCGCGUCCACGGCAGGCUGCGGCUGCCGCUGCGUCGGCCGGGGGACCCUGGCGCGGGCGGCCGCCGUGAGGCUCGCGGCGCAGCAGUCCAUGAACGAUGCGGAGAUCCUCAAGAAUUUGCGGGACGUGCACGGCUGGGAACGCGCGGACAUGGGCGCGGGCGGGAACUGCCUCUUCCUGUCGGUGGCCGCGCAGGUGGACGCCGCGGACGUCGCGCCGCUGCCCUCGCGGGGGCCCGCCUGGGCCCAGGCGCUCGGCGAGGACCUCGGCCAGCGCUGGGAGGCGAUGGGCGUGCGGGAGCGGGCGUCUCUGCUGAGGCGCAUGGCCAUCCUGGACGAGCACGAGUUCGUCGCAGAGCUGGCGGCGUUGCGGGCGGACCGACAGGAGGCGCCCGGACCGGUGCGGGAGCGGGCGCUGGAGCUGUUCAAGGACAUGGCCGAGGAGUUCAUUGACAGCGGCAUCACAGAACUUGCAGAAGGACUUUUCAGCGAGGGCAGAGGGCUGAGCCUGAGAGGGGCUGGUUGACUGAAAGACGAGCCAUGAGUAAAUUGUAGACUCGAGACAGACGUGUCCGAAUGUGAGUCGGGCAGAGGUUGUUGACCACGCGAAUCUCAGCUUCUGGUACUCGUCGUCCUUCGCAUUGUCUUCGUCAUCGUUACGCAUUCGAUUGUGCUCCCGAGAGACAUCCUGAGCCUCCUCUUGCCUCACUCCUCUCUUCAAGUGCGGCCUUCCAUUCCCGCCUCCGUCCCUCCUCUCCCCCUCUCAGCAAUUCAGCUCGAAUCAGCUCUGGGCAAUCAUUGUCGAGCAGACCCCCUCUGAUCAAUCAGCUCUGGUCGAUAAUCGGCGGAAUGCCGAUGCCUCUCGGCGCUUGCGCGUUCGCCGCACGCGCCACGCCGCUCACUUCUAGCC
Molecule: messenger RNA, 1419 nt
Organism: Prorocentrum cordatum
Lineage: Eukaryota; Dinophyceae; Prorocentrales; Prorocentraceae
Source: the annotation of a GenBank genome assembly